AUGAGCUUCGAGGAUACGAGCGCAGAUCGAAAUGUCGAGAUUUGGAAAAUCAAAAAACUCAUAAAGAGCUUAGAGCUGGCAAGAGGAAAUGGAACAAGCAUGAUUUCACUCAUUAUUCCACCAAAAGAUCAAAUAUCUCGAGUCAGUAAGAUGUUAGCAGAUGAAUUCGGUACAGCUUCCAAUAUCAAGUCUCGAGUCAAUCGUCUAUCGGUUCUCGGCGCCAUCACUUCGGUCCAACAUAGAUUAAAAUUAUAUACCAAAGUGCCUCCAAAUGGACUCGUGAUCUACUGCGGGACGAUUGUAACGGAAGAAGGAAAAGAAAAGAAAGUGAAUAUUGACUUUGAACCAUUUAAGCCAAUAAAUACCUCGCUCUAUUUGUGUGACAACAAAUUUCAUACGGAAGCUCUAACGGCACUUCUGGCUGACGAUAACAAAUUUGGUUUCAUUGUUAUGGACGGUAAUGGAGCUUUGUUUGGAACACUUCAAGGCAAUACUCGUGAGGUUCUUCACAAAUUCACUGUGGAACUUCCCAAGAAACAUGGACGUGGUGGUCAAUCAGCUCUUCGUUUUGCUCGUCUUCGAAUGGAAAAACGUCACAACUACGUCCGGAAAGUUGCUGAAGUAGCAACAACACUUUUCAUUACUAGCGAUAAACCAAAUAUCGCAGGAAUGAUUCUUGCUGGAAGUGCUGACUUCAAAACUGAACUGAGUCAAUCUGAUAUGUUUGAUCCUCGUCUACAAUCAAAAGUCAUCAAGCUUGUCGAUAUUUCUUAUAGCGGGGAAAAUGGUUUUAAUCAAGCAAUUGAGUUGGCAGCCGAGUCAUUACAGAAUGUGAAGUUUAUUCAGGAAAAGAAGCUUAUUGGACGAUAUUUUGAUGAAAUUUCACAAGAUACGGGAAAAUACUGCUUUGGAGUCGAAGACACAUUGAGAGCUUUAGAAUUAGGAUCGGUUGAAAUCCUCAUAUGCUGGGAAAACUUGGACAUUCAACGCUAUGUUCUGAAAAACACUACAACAAAUACCACAACCGUCUUACACUUAACACCAGAACAAGAGAAGGACAAAUCACAUUUCACUGACAAGGAGAGCGGGGUUGAAAUGGAACUUGUCGAAUCGCAACAACUACUGGAAUGGCUAGCAAAUAAUUACAAGACUUUUGGUGCCACUUUGGAAAUCAUAACUGACAAGUCACAAGAAGGAAGUCAGUUUGUGAGAGGAUUUGGCGGAAUUGGAGUUCUCACUUGUGAUCAUAAAAUGGGUAAUGGUAAUGAUGAUUGGUCUGAUGAUGACACACAAACAACGAAAGUAAAAUCAGCAGAAACAGUCCCAAAGCAAAAGGGUGAUGAUGAUUGGGAAGAUGAGCCGACUAUAAGUGCUAAUGCUGAUCAUGGAGGCUCUUCUAAUCGUGGCCGAGGAAACUUUCGCGGUGGACGAGGCAGAGGUGGUGGAUCAUUUGGCGAUCGCGGUGAUAGACAAGAUCGUGAUGGAGGUUUUCGAGGAAGAGGCCGCGGCGGUUCUCGUACUGGAGAUCGCCCUCGUCGAGACGAUGAUAAUGGAGAUGGAGAACCUAAACGUGACUACUCAGAACGCAGACAAAAAAAUGGCGACGAUGAUGACACUGAAAAAAGUAUACAUUUAAAGGAAGAAAAGCCACGAGAAAAAUAUAUUCCACCAGAACCAACUGAAGAUGAAAGCGAAAUCUUUGGGAAUGCAAUUCAAGCUGGAAUCAACUUUGAUUUAUUCGAUAAGAUUGAAGUGAAUGUAUCAGGAGAAGAUGGAAAAAGCAUUCAACCAUUAAAAUCAUUCAAAGAAAGUGGAUUGCGUGAUUUUCUGUUAACAAAUGUUGAAAAAUCUGGCUACACAAAGCCUACACCUAUUCAGAAACAUGCAAUUCCAAUCAUUCUUGCUAAACGUGAUCUGAUGGGCUGCGCACAAACUGGAUCUGGAAAAACAGCAGCCUUUGUGUUGCCAAUUCUUGAUGCAAUAAUGACCAACAAUGAAACAAUGAGUAUUGGCCAACCUCAAUGCUUGAUUGUCGCACCAACACGUGAAUUGGUCAUUCAAAUCUUUGACGAAGCUAGAAAAUUUGCUUUGUCGUCAUGGGUAAAGAUUAGCUUAGCUUAUGGUGGAACAUCAUCACAACAUCAAAGCGAUCGAAUUUCAAAAGGUUGUCAUGUUCUUGUUGCAACACCAGGUCGUCUGAUGGACUUUGUUAACAAGGGCGUGAUUUCGUUCGAAUCAUUGAAGUUUCUUGUUUUGGAUGAAGCUGAUAGAAUGCUGGACAUGGGCUUCAAAGAUACAAUUCACUCAAUUUUAAAUCAUGAAACAUUGACGAAAGAUAAUGUUCAAGUUUUGAUGUUCUCAGCAACAUUUCCAGAAGCCAUUCAACGCUUAGCUGGUCAAUAUCUGAAGAAUUAUCUUUUCCUUACUGUUGGUAUUGUUGGUGGUGCUUCAACUGAUGUUGAACAAGAAAUUCUCGAAGUCACAAAGUUCAAGAAGAAAGACAAAUUAAAGGAAAUUAUUCAAGGAUAUUCUGAAGAUAGCGAUAAUGAUCGCAUCUUAGUGUUUGUCGAUACUAAAAUUCAAGCCGACUUCUUAGCUUCAUACAUGUGUGAAGUUUCAAAAUUAUCAUCAACAUCAAUUCAUGGCGAUCGUAUGCAACGUGAACGUGAAUUGGCAUUGUCGGAAUUUCGCAGUGGAAAGCGUAAAUUAUUGAUUGCAACAUCGGUUGCAGCUCGCGGUCUUGACAUUAAAGGAGUCACACAUGUCAUUAAUUAUGAUAUUCCCAAAGAUAUUCAAGAUUAUGUUCAUCGCAUUGGUCGAACUGGUCGUGUUGGUAAUCGAGGAAAGUCAACAAGCUUCUUUGAUCCUAAAAGUGACUCUGGAGUUGCAGCCGAUCUCGUUCGAAUCUUACAGGAAGCUAACCAACCAAUACCACAAUUUCUUAAGGAAUUUGGAAGCGGCACUUCAACAGGCGAUGCUUUUGGUGGCGAAGAUAUUCGUGCAGGUCAACAAGAAGAAGAUGAAGACUGGUAGAGCAGCAAUUCAAAGGCGACUAAUAAAUUCAAUCAAAACUUCUUCUCCAACUUGAAAUCAAAAAUAAGCUACGAAAGCUUCUGAAAUUACAAAAAAAUAACUUUUUACAGAUAAAUUAAUUUUUAAGCGUAAUUUUCUUACAUUUUUUAAACAAAUUUAUUUCUACGCUACAAUUUUCAUUAAUUUUCUUCAAAGAUGUCUUAAGUGUAAAUCACAUGAUAAUAACAAUAACAAUGCGAAGAUAUAUAAAAAUAAAAUACGACAUCAAAACAUAAACAAAAUGUUGGAUUAUGCGCAUUUGACGAU
Messenger RNA from Clunio marinus, 3339 nucleotides. Lineage: Eukaryota; Metazoa; Arthropoda; Insecta; Diptera; Chironomidae. The record is from the annotation of a GenBank genome assembly.